AUGGGUAUGCUCGAUGACGACGAUAAUGUGAGUUUACCUACUGAGGGCUUGGAAUCUUCCAAUGUCGGAUCUAGACUUAGGACCAUGUUAAGGUCCGAAUACAUUGCCAAAUUGCCACCAGAUUCCGUGUAUAGCCGCGCUAUUUCCCCUCACUGUAGGGACUACAAGAUUCUUUAUAGCGCUAAACCAAAGACUAUUUUGAUAUGCCAGAGUCCAUUCAACCCUGAUGCCAGAGCUGCUGCUUUGGAACUGGAGGAAUUCAUAACCAGCGCACUGAACGUUAAUGUUGUUAUGGAUGAAAUGCCAUUGGCCCAAGAAACCAAUUUCAAAGUAUAUGCUGGACAAUUAGCCAGGGAAAGGGUCGAAGGGCCAAGUUACUCCUCAGUAGAUCUUGUAAUAUCUAUCGGUGGUGAUGGUACCAUACUAAAUGUAUGUCGCUUAUUUUCCCGAAGUGUUCCUCCUGUUAUCGGCCUAUCAAUGGGUUCACUGGGCUAUAUGGCUAAGUUCAAAAUGGAUGACGUAAAAAACAUCCUCCAGAAAAUUGAUACCAAGGGUUUCAACAUAUCUCUUCGUGCAAGGUUGAUUGUUAAAUUGCUGGAUGAAAAUGAACAUGUAGUGAGGAAGUUUACUGCUUUGAACGAAUGCGUUGUGGAUAGGGGUAUAUCGCCGUAUAUCACAACACUUGAUGUUUAUUACGAUGGAAAUUACCUAACCACUGUUUCUGGUGAUGGACUGUUAGUUGCAACACCCAGUGGAUCAACCGCCUAUUCUAUGUCAGCCGGCGGCCCGAUAGUACACCCAAAUGUACGAUCAAUGCUUUUUACAGUGAUAUGUCCACACUCAAUUUCCUAUCGCCCGCUAGUUUUACCCGCAGAUAGCCAAAUUGAAAUAGCAGUGCCACAAGAUAAUCGUGGAGAUGUGAGAUUGUGCGUGGAUGGGUACAAUUGUGGAAUGCUGAAACAUGGAGAAUCGGUGAGGAUUGCCUGCGCAGAACAUGCAUUUCCACUGGUGUUACCUGAUGAUGCAGAGACAGUGACUGAAUGGUGCAAAUCUCUGCGUGAGCAUUUACACUGGAACUUUAGGGUUAGACAAAAGAGGCUUUACACCAAGGGAGACACCAAUGUAGAUGAUCCUGAUGACACGGAAACAGAGACCACAAAGGUGGAUACCAUGGCAAAUUGA
Molecule: messenger RNA, 1182 nt
Organism: Babesia microti strain RI
Lineage: Eukaryota; Apicomplexa; Aconoidasida; Piroplasmida; Babesiidae
Product: NAD+ kinase
Exons: 4
Coding region: 1-1182 (393 amino acids)
Biological process (GO): NAD+ metabolic process; NADP+ biosynthetic process
Molecular function (GO): NAD+ kinase activity
Source: RefSeq, a predicted model, not a curated record